AUGUGUAGCAGUAUUUUAUCAGCGAUAAGCAUUAAUAUAGCUCAACAAAAUACCACCGGUGGUGGAAAAAUGUACAUCCCUCCCGAUGAAGCACUGGACCGUGUAACAUCUAUGUUGGGUGCAACAUGCACGGGGUUCACUGUGGAGUUUGGUGGUGACAGGGAAAAAGAAAUGAUGCCACCAGAUGCGGUUGUGGAACUCAUUGAUUUACAAUCUUUGCCGGAGCAUUCAGGGGCUAUUAAUAUAAAGACACGUCAAAAGCCCUCUGAAGAACUACAACGGGCUCAGAUAAGAAAGGAGUUAGCCAUGGCUGCUUAUUUUGAAGCCAAAACUGAAGUAGUUAAACUUGAAAAAAUAAAACUACAGUUAGAAAUAGAAAAAUUAAAUGAGUGA
Messenger RNA from Parnassius apollo (apollo), 393 nucleotides. The record is from the annotation of a GenBank genome assembly. Lineage: Eukaryota; Metazoa; Arthropoda; Insecta; Lepidoptera; Papilionidae.